UCGGUUCCUCGGUGGUGCCUUCUCGGCAUGGCUUCUUGGGGUGGUUCGUUUGGGCCCUCUUUGGUCGGCUUAUUUGCGUGGGCUGUUUUGGUCUUUGCGUGGUCGGUUCGGCUGCGAUGCUUCUGGUGUUUUGUCUGGCGGCUUCCGCCUUCGUCAGGCGAUGGGGUGCAGUGGAGGGUACCCGGAAUGGCUGUGGCACCACCGGUGUGCUGUAUGGUGAUGCUAGGAACAUUGCAUUGUCGUUUGUCGGUUUUGGAGGACGAGGGUGACACCUUGCAUAGCAGGAAUUCGUGGUUGCUCCAUUGGUUCACACUGGCUCAAAAGACACCCCGUGGUACUCCUGCGUCGACAAUACCACAAAGCAUUGUUCCACAAGCAUUACCACCUCACCGACCCCACAGCACGGUUCUCGGUCGUCCUCUGGAAUGUGUUUACGCCUAAACCGCGUCUGAUCCCUCGGGGGCCUGGGUAGCAGUUAGCUGUCCCUCUGCUAUGGAAGUGAGUAUCCUUCUGUCUCAUAACCCUUACCCUCUGCUUCGGGUGCCUGAAGCUGGGGUGUCCGGGCUGGGG
Messenger RNA from Zychaea mexicana, 570 nucleotides. RefSeq lists its product as uncharacterized. Lineage: Eukaryota; Fungi; Mucoromycota; Mucoromycetes; Mucorales; Lichtheimiaceae. The transcript has 4 exons. The coding region runs from base 28 to 441 and encodes 137 amino acids. The record is from RefSeq and is a predicted model, not a curated record.